Molecule: messenger RNA, 2019 nt
Organism: Carica papaya (papaya)
Lineage: Eukaryota; Viridiplantae; Streptophyta; Magnoliopsida; Brassicales; Caricaceae
Product: adenine nucleotide transporter BT1, chloroplastic/mitochondrial-like
Biological process (GO): transmembrane transport
Source: RefSeq, a predicted model, not a curated record
CAUCCAGAAAGGACCCAUUUUUUAUUAGGUUUUCUUCAUUUUAGGGUUGAAAAAUAUAAAGGGCUCUCCUUGAUUAUCCAAGUCCUUUGUCUUUGUAACUUUCUCCUUCCACGAAAAGGCACCUCUUGGAAAAUCUAAGCAGAGGCGGAGUGUUGAAGAGCUUACCGACCCCCUUCCUUUCUCCUCUCUCCUUCUCUGCGGAGAGGGAGAAAGUGAAGGCGACGAAGAAAAGAGAAUACUUCUUAUUCAUCAUCAUCUUCUUCAGAGCAUCUGGUACUCUCCGCCCACUCUCUGCCGCCCUUUAUUCUCACUCGCUACACUUGUAAACAUACUUGCUCUUAUUCUUCAAAAGAUUCGUUUUUUAGCCCUUAGGUCAAUUCCCAUUGGGCGAAAUUUCUUUUCUGGUUUUCUGUUUCUUUAAAACCAGUGUUUUAGCUGGUCAAUUUUUCUGGGUUAUUUGAACAACGAGGAGAAAAAAGCUUUUUUAAGAAAUGGGUGGACAAGGCUUGCAACUCGCUCAUCGUCGAAACCGAGAUGUUGUAUUUUCUAGUUCUGGAAUUAAGCUUCAAUGGAGUAUUCAAGAGGGUGAUAAUUUUAGGUCAUGUGGCCUAUUUGCGAGUGUUGGUCAAGCUGGUAUGGGAUUGGGGAUUUCACCAAAUCCUCCCAGUUCAUUAGAGAGUAAUGCCAAGCUUCCUUACACUAGCUUAAACUCAACAUUUGUGUCAAUGCCGGAACCGGGUUUUCUAGCUGAUAAGAGCUCAAGGAUGGUGUUUGAGGAAGCUAUGGAGGUCGGUAAUCGAGAAUUUUUUAUGAAGAAGAACAAGAAAAAGGGUGGGUUUAAAUUGAAAAUCAAAAUUGGGAAUCCAUCACUAAGGAGGUUGGCUAGUGGGGCAAUUGCUGGGGCUGUGUCUCGGACCAUUGUGGCUCCAUUAGAAACUAUAAAGACUCAUUUGAUGGUGGGAAGCUGUGGGCACUCAACAAGUGAGGUAUUUGAGAAUAUUAUGAAAAAUGAAGGGUGGAAAGGCUUGUUUAGAGGUAAUUUGGUUAAUGUCAUUCGCGUUGCGCCAAGCAAGGCUAUCGAGUUAUUUACUUAUGAAACAGUUAAGAAACACUUGACACCAGAACCUGGACAACAACCUAUAGUCCCAAUUCCAGCAUCAUCAAUUGCAGGUGCUGUCGCUGGAUUUAGCUCUACAUUAUGCACAUAUCCUCUUGAGUUACUCAAGACCCGACUGACUGUCCAGAGAGGACUAUACAAAAAUCUUGUUGAUGCAUUCCUUAAAAUUGUUCGGGAGGAGGGACCUGCAGAACUCUAUAGAGGUCUUACUCCUAGUCUAAUCGGAGUCAUCCCAUACUGUGCUGCAAACUAUUUUGCGUAUGACACAUUGCGCAAGGCUUAUAAAAAGGCUUUCAAGAAAGAUGAAAUCGGGAAUAUCAUGACCCUUUUGAUUGGGUCAGCGGCAGGUGCUAUCUCGAGCAGUGCCACUUACCCGCUUGAGGUAGCUAGGAAGCAGAUGCAGGCUGGAGCUCUCAGUGGAAGACAAUAUCAGAACAUGCUUCAUGCCCUUGUAACCAUUUCUGAGAAGGAAGGGCUAGAAGGUCUAUUUAGAGGAUUGGGGCCAAGCUGCGUGAAAAUAAUCCCUGCAGCCGGGAUAUCUUUCAUGUGCUAUGAGGCGUGCAAGAGGAUACUGAUUGAGAAAGAAGAAGAUUUAUGAUUCUCACAGAAGCAAAUGGGCAGCUUUUGAAUACCAUAGGGUUUAACUAAAGGUGGAAAGGUGAAGUACGAUUCAUGGUUUUCUUCUUGCCAUUUUAUUUGUUUAGGAUUUAGCUCAGCAACUUUGUUAGGAUACAGGCUUUUUUUGGAGGUAAAAAUUUUUAAAUAGCCUUAAAAGGAAAAGUUUUGGAAAAUGUUAUGAUAUUUCUUAACGAUGAUUUUGCUCUUGGCAAUUCUCUGUGACCUCCUAGGAUUUGGAGGUUAUCAUGUCUCAUUACAUCCUAUUAACAUUCCAUUAUAUAUCA